Racocetra fulgida is the source of this 1248-nucleotide messenger RNA. NCBI's taxonomy places the organism in Eukaryota, Fungi, Glomeromycota, Glomeromycetes, Diversisporales, Gigasporaceae. The record is from the annotation of a GenBank genome assembly.
CUAAAAAAAUUGCUUUACAAUACCCUGAUAACGAAAAAAAUAUAUAUAUCGAAGCGGCAAAACAACUUCGCCAUCCCUAUUGGGAUUGGACUGAUGAUAAAGCUUUAAUAGAAGGUAAAAACCCAAAUGAUAAACCAAAUUAUACACCUCCAGUCCUAGAAAGCAAUCCGUUUACUCCUGCUGGUUAUCCUACAAUCAGACAUCCUAAUGCUAAUUAUGAAGAUCAAAAUAAUUUGUUAAACGGCAAUGUGACCACAUAUGUUACUACGGUAUUUAGACCUGGAUGGUAUCAAGUAUUUCAGUUUGGCGACUUCCUACGUUUUAGCCACCAUGGCAUAAGACCAGAUGGUUCACAAAUGCCAAAUUAUUUCGGAAGUCAUCCUCCUCCUACAAUUGUUGAUGGAUUUAAACAUUAUGCUUCUCUUGAGGCAAUACACGAUGCUUUUCAUGUAGCAAUCGGUGGUCCUGGGGGUCAUAUGGCUUAUGUAGAUUUGGCUUCGUAUGACCCAAUAUUCAAUUUCCAUCACGUUUUCUUGGAUCGUAAUUUUGCACUUUGGCAGGAAGUGUUUCCUGAUAGUUGGGUUCCACAAACUAAUAUACUCAAUGGAUCUUAUACACAAUUAAUAAACGAAGUAGUAGAUGAUUAUACUGAUCUAACACCAUUCCGAAAGACAAAAACAGAAUUCUGGAAAUCUUAUGAUGUUCGAGAUGUAGAGAAACUUGGACAUACUUAUCUAGAAUUGGAGAAGUUUAAAGGUCAAGAUCCUAAAAAAUUACAAGCUUAUCUUCUUGAACUAUAUAAACCUGAUCCUCUUUAUGGUGAAAGAUUUUUCGUAAAGGUGAUUCUAAAAUCGAAUAAAUUAAUUGGACCAUACUCUGUUAGAGUAUUUCUUGAUUAUGACGCAGAUGCCCAAACACCAUUAACUUCACCUAAUUUUGCUGGUAUUGUUGCCAUGUGGAGUGGUCAUAAAUCACAUAGUCCUUUUGUCGUGGGAACUGUCGAUAUUACGGCAGCUAUGGAACGAUUGGGAAUACGAAUGCAAACACACGAUGUUUUUAAUGACGUUAACACUACGACUGGUCUUUUAAGUCCACAUGCGAUUUUUGAUGUUGAGAGAGAUAUCCACAUAGUUACUGUUAGGUUAAAUGGAGAGGGUGUUAGUCCGAAAGAAGCUGGAGUUGUUAAGAUUGAAGUUUAUUCAUUCAGACACGAUAAAAUAGAUCCAAAUUUCUUGGCCAAAGAUACUG